UCAGGUCUGCGGGUUCUUAUAGUAGACCAGUGGAUUGAGACUGGAGGAACUAUGAGAGCAGCUAUCAAACUGGUGGAGAAUCAAGGAGCUACUGUUGUAGGCAUUGCCGCUGUGGCCAUUGAAAACAGUGAGGGAGGAACGUGGCUAAAGGAAAACUAUAAAUAUUCCCACUGCAUUCCAAAUGAGCUGCAAUCUCAGAUAGACAGUCAAUACCUGGAGUCUUUUAAGAACUUUAGUGGUUAAAUAUCAAGAAAUCAGGGAAAAAAAUAUUCAUGUGAAAUUUGUGGAGGUAUGAAUCUUGCGAGGACUUAACUCUCUAUGCUUGAAUGAAUUUUAUGCAGUACAUUUGUCAUGUUUUAUGCAUUUGUCAUAUUGGUCAUAAAUACGUCUGUUGUUGUUGUUACACUAAAAUACCUUUAGAGGUCACUAUCAGGUUGUAGCUCAGAUUUCUAACUUAUUACUAACUUGAAAAUGCUCAAAUAAUCAAUAAUGCUGAAUUUCAUGUAAAUGA
Sinocyclocheilus grahami is the source of this 511-nucleotide messenger RNA. RefSeq names its product adenine phosphoribosyltransferase-like. Gene Ontology annotation, molecular function: adenine phosphoribosyltransferase activity. The record is from RefSeq and is a predicted model, not a curated record. The annotation marks the transcript as partial. Lineage: Eukaryota; Metazoa; Chordata; Actinopteri; Cypriniformes; Cyprinidae. The transcript has 2 exons.